AUGGAAUUUGUGGUGUAUGAAGACCAGGUCAUGUCUCAAGAUGGUAUGGGAGGCUACUCCAUAUCGGAGCAUCGCGUGGACGGCCCGGGUGAUGGCAUGUCUCUCUCAAGGGUCUUCCGGGACGACGGGACGGUCCAAUCAGGGAUGGCUGUUCCGGCAUGUCUCCAAGGGAAGGCGCGAGCAGCUGUCAAGUUACUGUGUAGACGGAGUCGUCAAGAGCUUUCCCGUCCCCUCUUGCCUUUUGGAAAUCCAGAGUGUGCUUGUGACAGUGACAUGGUGACUAGUGACGAUGACUGGUGGAUAGAGGAUGGGAAAGAAUGA
Messenger RNA from Colletotrichum lupini, 321 nucleotides. RefSeq lists its product as uncharacterized. The transcript is spliced from 2 exons. Lineage: Eukaryota; Fungi; Ascomycota; Sordariomycetes; Glomerellales; Glomerellaceae. The record is from RefSeq and is a predicted model, not a curated record. Bases 1 to 321 code for a protein of 106 amino acids.